Molecule: messenger RNA, 996 nt
Organism: Candidula unifasciata
Lineage: Eukaryota; Metazoa; Mollusca; Gastropoda; Stylommatophora; Geomitridae
Source: the annotation of a GenBank genome assembly
AUGACAGCCCUCAUUCGUGUUUUUGUUUUAUAUUUGAUAGUUGCAGCUAUCACUUUUUCGUUUGUGUUUGCACAGCCGAAAAAGAAGGAAGAAAGUUUAGGAGAUAAGGUCCAUCAGUUGAUGGAAUGGAACAACAAAAAGUCAGUGAUCAGGUUAAACGGAGACAAGUUUCGCCAGUAUGUGAAAACACCUCCAAAGAAUUAUUCAAUGGUGGUCAUGCUGACAGCACUACAAGCACAGAGAGGAUGUUCUGUCUGCAAGCAGGCUAAUGAUGAGUUCCAGAUCGUGGCAAACUCCUGGAGGUACUCACAGCAGUACUCAAAUAGGCUGUUCUUUGCUAUGGUUGAUUAUGAUGAGGGUUCCGAUAUCUUUCAGAUGUUGAAGUUGAACACAGCUCCUGUAUUUAUUCAUUUUCCUGCCAAAGGUAAACAGAAAAAGGGGGACACACUGGAUAUCAACAGGGUUGGCUUUGCAGCAGAACAGCUGGCCAAAUGGAUUGCAGAGAGAACUGAUAUUCAGAUUCGUAUCUUCCGACCACCUAACUACUCAGGAACAGUUGCCCUUGCCCUGCUGUUUGCAGUGAUUGGAGGGUUGUUGUACUUCAAACGCAACAAUCUGGAAUUCUUGUAUAAUAAAACAUCAUGGGGUAUUAUUGCUUUGGCUAUCAUCUUUGCCAUGACAUCAGGUCAGAUGUGGAAUCACAUUAGGGGACCACCAGUGAUGCACAGGAAUCCCAACUCUGGUCAGAUGCAUUACAUCCAUGGCAGCAGCCAAGGACAAUUUAUUAUUGAGACUUACAUUGUCAUGCUGCUGAAUACUUCUAUUGUGGUGGGUUUCAUCAUGCUGAAUGAAGCACCAAGUAUAAAAGGUGACCCAGGGAAGAAAAGAAUUGUUUCCCUGGUUGGACUUGGAUGUGUAACAAUUUUCUUCAGUUUACUGCUGUCUGUAUUUAGAUCGAAAUAUCAGGGCUAUCCUUACAGUUUCUUAUUCAAGUAG